Molecule: messenger RNA, 2097 nt
Organism: Durotheca rogersii
Lineage: Eukaryota; Fungi; Ascomycota; Sordariomycetes; Xylariales; Xylariaceae
Exons: 9
Coding region: 1-2097 (698 amino acids)
Biological process (GO): regulation of DNA-templated transcription; DNA-templated transcription
Molecular function (GO): zinc ion binding; DNA-binding transcription factor activity, RNA polymerase II-specific; DNA binding
Source: RefSeq, a predicted model, not a curated record
AUGUCUGAGGGCGACGGCGGCCAGAACGGGGCCCAGAGGCCGGCGGCUAGUCAAGCUCCCGCGCCCCGUAAGAAAUUCGCGAUCCCGCCCGUCAAGAACGCAUGCUUGUCUUGCCGCGCAUCGAGGACGAGAUGCAACGGCGAACGUCCGUGCGCAAGUUGCGUGACUAAGGAUCGCGACUGUGUCUACAAGCCGAGUAGGCGGGGAGGGCCUCGCAUCCGGAAGAAGGCUCGUCCCCUUUCGGACUAUCAAGAUAUAGCCAUUUCGCUUCCAACCCAGCAGGAAGAAGUUCCUCAGGAGUCGCUUCUUAUCGAGCAUUACAUAGACCCCGGCGCGGGUCUCAAGCCCUUGGCUGAUAUCUGGAGAGAUAGCGAUGCUAUUUACGACAAUCUGUUCCAAGACACCUUGGAGAAUACCAUUCCUAGUGUCAAGAUCCCGAUGGUCAGGACCUACGGGGGAAACGAGAGGGCCAUAUUGAACGCCUACUACAUAUGGAUUCAUCCUUACUUUCCCAUCCUGCCGCCGCCGGAGACGGUGCCGGUGCUCGACCAGGCAGUGCCUCUUUUCGAGAACCAGAGAGACAAGUUUGAGGAGCCAGUCUCCGCCAUCAGUCUGGCAAUCUCGGCAAUUCUCGCCCUCAUCCCAUGUCCUCAGGAUCCCAGUCCGCUCGAGCCCGAGUCGAUUCGUUGGAGGCGAACUUACUCGCAGUUCCUCGCCAAGUCGGCCUUGGAGAGCAUCGAGAGCGAGACCGAGCGGCCCGAGUCGUCCGUUGAGCCUCCGAAGGCUCUGGAUGAUUCCGACGAGGAGGUUUUACGAGAGAAGUUCCACUCGCAGGUCCCUCUAGAAUUAGAGAGCAUCAUUGCUCUUGACCUGCUCAGCGUCUACGAAUAUGCGCAACGCGGAAACCUAAAGAAGAUGAGAGCGAGGGUCGGGGCGGCCUUGGUAGCUGCCAUGUCCCUGAUGCUCCACACUCGUAGUGAUGUAGAGGAUGAGUACGCGGAAGCGCGACGCCGCACCUGGUGGAUGACAUAUAUCUGCGUCUGCCAGGGGUCAAUCGUUAGCAAUACGCAACCGACAUUCGAGGUCUUCGCGUCUAGCUUCACGGCCAAGUACCCUACCAUCAAGGCCGACCCAGAUGCAUUUCCGUUGUUUGUCCAAGCCCAGCAAGCUAUCUUGGCGGCUACCCAGUUCGUCAUCGAAUUCAACAAGGCCAGAAAGGAGCAGUCGGAUAUGACCCGAAUAUUCAACCGGAUGCGGGAGCUCGAACGGCUUUUGGAACCUCUCAUCGCCAAGUCUGAGGCGUGGGUGUUGAAUUGCCCGCUGACGCAGCCGGUCGAUAAGAGGGAGUCUGUCCUGUCCCAGUCGCUGCGGUGCAUGUCGCGCAUUAAGCUGAAUAGCGCCCGUAUCAAAGUCCACCGCUAUUGCGCAUUCUUCGACCUCGCCGUCUUUUCGGCUAAGCACUGCGACCUCAGGAGCACAGCAGAGAAAGUUGAAGUCGAUAGCCCAGAGCCUAUGCAGCUCCAGUCAUGUUGUACCACUACGUUGAGCAGCACGCCCUCGAUGAACUCGAGCCAAUCCGGUGGAUCGGUCUCCCCGACGCUCUCGAGUCGAUCGACACCGAACACAGAUUGCUGCAGCUUCAACUAUCAGCCGGCCACUCCCAUGGCUCAUACCGGCCCCACCCUCACGUUCCCGUUUACCACCCAUCACUCGUCGAAGGUGUGCCUGAGGUCCGCUCUGAAUAUCGCGCAAGCGUUUGAUUCCCUGCCGUAUCCGAAUCCCACCGGCCUGCUUUGUGAUACUCCAUGCUACAUCGGACCGUCCUCUACGCUGAUCACACCGAGGACGAUGCCCUCAUUUGCUUGCUGCGCGAUGCAGUGUAGUUACGCAUUGCUUAUGGUCAAGGACAGAACAGAGUCCAUGUACCCACCCACCAGCACCGAUCCUAGUCCCCUCGUAGACAAUCUUCGUGACCGCCUCCAGCAAGGCCUAGUGUCGAUAUUGGUCACGCUCGAGAAUUACGCUACCGCUUUCGAAGCCUUGGGUGGAAUGCGAGACCAAAUCCGGGACAAAGUUGAUCUAGCAUUAGGAUUCUGA